This is a messenger RNA of Talpa occidentalis (Iberian mole), 1060 nucleotides long. RefSeq names its product olfactory receptor 11L1-like. Gene Ontology annotation, cellular component: membrane. The record is from RefSeq and is a predicted model, not a curated record. Gene Ontology annotation, molecular function: G protein-coupled receptor activity; olfactory receptor activity. Lineage: Eukaryota; Metazoa; Chordata; Mammalia; Eulipotyphla; Talpidae. Gene Ontology annotation, biological process: G protein-coupled receptor signaling pathway.
UGCUCGAAGACAGUCUCACGUUCCAGACGGCACCGAGGAAUUUCAUGCCUUGUCCGCAGUGCUUUCCACGGUCUCUUCCCCUCCGCAGGCGAUGGAGCCCCCAAAUGUGUCUGCUGUCACUGAGUUUCAGCUGCUGGGGUUCCAGAACCUUCUCGAGUGGCAGUCUCUGCUGUUUGCCGUCUUUCUGUUCAUGUACGUGCUCACGGUGGCGGGGAACGUCGUCAUCAUCGCCGUGGCGAGCCAUGACCGGCGGCUGCACACGCCCAUGUACACGUUCCUCAAGCACCUGUCCUUCCUGGAGGUCUGGUACACCUCCACCGUCGUGCCCGUGCUGGCCGGCCUGCUGGCCCGGGGCCGCGCCAUCUCCUUCCCCGCCUGCAUGGCCCAGCUCUACUUCUUCGUGUUCUUCGGGGCCACCGAGUGCUUCCUCCUGGCCACGAUGGCCUAUGACCGCUACCUGGCCGUCUGCAGCCCCCUGCACUACCCCCUCCUGAUGCGCCCCGAGACCUGCGCCAAGCUGGUGGCCGUCUCCUGGGUGGCCGGGGUGGGCACCGGGGCCCUGCCCUGCCUGAUGAUCGCCAGGCUGGACUUCUGUGGCCCCAACCGGAUCGACCACUUCUUCUGCGACCUGCCCCCCCUGAUGCGGCUGUCCUGCUCCAGCGUCUACCUCACCGGGGUGGUCAUCUUCGCCCUGUCCGUGGCCGUGCUGUGCGUGUGCUUCCUGCUCACCCUCGUGUCCUACGUCCUCAUCGUGGCCGCUGUCCUCAGGAUGCCCUCGGCCUCCGGCCGCGCCAGGACCUUCUCCACGUGCGGCUCCCACCUGGCCGUGGUCAGCAUCUACUACGGCACCAUGAUCUCCAUGUACGCGCGCCCCAAUGCCCGCCUGUCCCCCGAGAUCAACAAGGUCAUGUCCGUCUUCUACACCGUGGUCACCCCGCUGCUGAACCCCGUCAUCUACAGCCUGAGGAACACAGACUUCAAGGAGGCCGUCAGGACAGCGGUGGCGAGGAGGGGCCGCGUGCGCGGCCUCAGAGCGAGGGGCGGCUUCUCGCCCGGGUGA